Molecule: messenger RNA, 860 nt
Organism: Jatropha curcas
Lineage: Eukaryota; Viridiplantae; Streptophyta; Magnoliopsida; Malpighiales; Euphorbiaceae
Source: RefSeq, a predicted model, not a curated record
AUAUAAGCAAAAAUUUUCCAUAAAUUAAUAAUUUACUCCAAAGCAUCAUUUUCUGUCUUUCAACAUAUAUACAGUCUCUCAUAGUGUCUCCAUCUGCUCAUUUCCCAAUCUCUUUGCCCUUUAGUUUCCAAACCUUACUUCCUCGUGUUAGUCUUCUUCUUUUCUCUCAUCUCUCCAUUUUCUUGAUAGUUGAUACUAAACUUUUAGACUUUCCUCUCACUUUUCACUAUCAACUACCUAUUUCUUUCACUAUUUUUCAAUCUAGUCCUACUGUUUUUUCCCUGGAUAACAUUUUACUUUCAUCUCUGUUCUUUUCUUUAAACUCAUCGUCAAGAAGACAGUACAAAGAUCAUGGGAUUCUUGAAGGCAAGUUUACAUGAGCAACUGCAACCAAUACUUGAGCCACCACCAACACCAGCAACGGCGGAGCCGAACAGGAAUUAUAGCUCGACUAUGCGGUGGAAGACAUUUUGGUAGCAAUGGAGAGCAUGAUAUUGAAGGUUGGAUAGAAAGAAGGUGCAGAAGUUGCAUUGAUGGUGGAUUACCUCCACCUCCACCUCCACCACCACCACCACCACCACCACCUCCGCCACCAGAAGAGCCAAAGCCAGUAACAGAAGAAGCAAAGAAGUGAAUAUUACUUUACCAUACAUUUAUGAUAGUGAUUUUCAUAUGAUAUGAUGUGUAUUAAUAUAAUAAAUAUACUAGAUGCAGUACAUUAAUUAGUUUUAUAGUGUUAAUUAAAGACUAAUGAUUUUUUUUUCUUUACCAUAAUCAUGAUGAUAAUGUAUUUUUGUUAAGGCUUGAUUUAUUACUUUUCUUUUAAUUUUAACUAUCUAAACUAGGUUUAGCUUUCUCCC